Molecule: messenger RNA, 3664 nt
Organism: Alexandromys fortis (reed vole)
Lineage: Eukaryota; Metazoa; Chordata; Mammalia; Rodentia; Cricetidae
Gene: Srpx2
Product: sushi repeat containing protein X-linked 2
Exons: 12
Coding region: 511-1908 (465 amino acids)
Biological process (GO): positive regulation of cell migration involved in sprouting angiogenesis; positive regulation of synapse assembly; cell-cell adhesion
Molecular function (GO): signaling receptor binding
Source: RefSeq, a predicted model, not a curated record
GCCAGUGUCCCUCACACUUGCCCUGUUCUGCGGCAGACAGCCCCAGCUCCUCUAAUCCUCCUGUUUCUCCUCCCCCGCCUAAAACUCUCUUCUUGAGGAGUAACAGCUAUAGCUUUGUGGAUAAUAUAGCUUUAAGACAACUUUUGGCAGAUGCAAACGUCCCAACAUCUGGGCAGUGUUACCAGAAUCCCAGAGGCCCUGACAGACCAGGAGCCACUGGUUCUAGGAAUGUUAAAAUAGAAGGUCUUUCCCCCCACGACUGAUGAGAGGAGCAGAGAGCAAAGAGAAAGAGGAGAGAGAACGAGACCGCAAAAAAAUAAAAUAAAAAACAGAUGCAUGUUCCUGCUCUCUUCUCGGCUUCCAGCAGAAGGAUGGCUCCCUCCGAUCCCAUCUAUCUGCUUAUUCUCACUUUUGCAAGUUCAUAGCUGACUCGGUUCUGAGAGUCAUUUUCCCUUACCCCGAUUCUUCGAGCCACCUAGCCCCCCCUCUUCUGAAGCUUCCCUGUUAAGGAUGGCUGGUCAACUGACUCAAGGAGGUGCUCUCCCCCUGCUGCUCUUCCUAACGCCAGCAGUGACCCCAACAUGGUACGCAGGAUCGGGCUACUCUCCAGAGGAAAGUUACAAUGAAGUAUAUGCAGAAGAGGUCCCAGCCGCCAGGACCCUGGACUACCGAGUCCCCAGAUGGUGUUAUACAUUGAAUAUCCAGGAUGGAGAAGCCACAUGCUACUCACCAAGGGGAGGAAAUUAUCACAGCAGCCUAGGCACACGUUGUGAGCUCUCCUGUGACCGUGGCUUUCGACUGAUUGGACGGAGGUCGGUGCAAUGCUUGCCAAGCCGCCGUUGGUCUGGAACGGCCUACUGCAGGCAGAUGAGAUGCCACACACUGCCAUUCAUCACUAGCGGCAGCUACACCUGCACAAAUGGGGUGCUGCUCGAUUCCCGCUGUGACUAUAGCUGCGCCAGUGGCUACCACCUGGAAGGUGAUCGCAGUCGCAUCUGCAUGGAAGAUGGCCGAUGGAGUGGAGGCGAGCCUGUAUGUGUAGACAUAGAUCCACCCAAGAUCCGUUGUCCUCACUCACGAGAGAAGAUGGCAGAGCCAGAGAAACUAACCGCUCGCGUGUACUGGGACCCACCCUUGGUGAAAGAUUCUGCUGAUGGUACCAUCACCAGGGUGACACUUCGGGGCCCAGAGCCCGGUUCUCAUUUUCCUGAAGGAGAACAUGUGAUUCGUUACACUGCCUAUGACCGAGCCUACAACAGGGCCAGCUGCAAGUUCAUUGUAAAAGUACAAGUGAGACGCUGUCCGGUUCUGAAGCCACCACAGCAUGGCUACCUCACCUGCACCUCCGCAGGGGACAACUACGGUGCUACUUGCGAAUACCACUGUGAUGGUGGCUAUGAACGCCAGGGCACCCCAUCCCGAGUCUGCCAGUCAAGUCGACAGUGGUCAGGAUCACCACCUAUCUGUACUCCUAUGAAGAUUAAUGUCAAUGUCAACUCAGCUGCUGGCCUUCUGGAUCAGUUCUAUGAGAAACAGCGGCUCCUCAUAGUGUCAGCUCCCGAUCCCUCCAAUCGGUACUACAAAAUGCAGAUCUCCAUGCUGCAGCAAUCCACCUGUGGACUGGACCUGCGGCAUGUGACCAUUAUUGAGCUGGUGGGGCAACCACCACAGGAGGUGGGGCGCAUCCGGGAGCAACAACUAUCAGCCAGCAUCAUUGAGGAGCUCAGGCAAUUCCAGCGCCUCACUCGUUCCUACUUCAACAUGGUGUUAAUUGACAAGCAGGGCAUUGACCGGGAACGCUACAUGGAGCCUGUCACCCCUGAGGAAAUCUUCACAUUCAUCGAUGACUACCUGCUGAGCAACCAGGAGCUGGCCAGGCGUCAGGAGCAAAGGGACGUCUGCGAGUGACCUUGAGCCAGGAUGUGGCUGAGGUCAAGUGCAGUGUGCAACUGUCCUAGGUAGCUUAAACCGAGGAGGAAAUGUUUGCCCACAGUGUUGGGAGCAGGACUCAGGUGAGGGGUGAGGUUUGCCAAAUCUAGUACAGCUCCAGACAACAUUUUAGGGGAGAAUAUUUCUUUACCUAAGCAAGGCUCCACUUCAGGUAGCACUGGAAGAACACACGAAAGUAGGUAGGGACUGAGAAGAGGCCCUGGGCAGUGGGUUGGGGGGUAGAUGGGCUUCUCCUGACUACAGCCUCUGCCUAGCUCUCCAACAUCUUUCCGAUAAGUAAAUCCUAAAGUCAUUCAUUUCCUGUGGCGUCAAUGGCUCCUUUACUCUAUGGUGACAGCAGAGGGCAGCAUCACAACAGACAAGCAGGACACGUUAAACAAGUACAAGCAGAUUUUCCUUACAGUUCAUUAACUGUAUGAAAAGCAGGAGAGGGGUGACCAGGGUCUACAAAACAUUCUUGAAGCUGAUUGUCAUUUCCCAUUUCGGGACACUGGGCUAAAAAAAAAAAAAUGUUGCUUGAACCAUUGCUUCAUCAAGAGUUAGAAAAACAUUUUCUCCAGUUUGGGAAGCAACACCCAGCCAGAGCAGGAAGUUCCCUCCUAGAUACUCCAAAUAGCUUGUGGGCAAGAACUUCUGCCUAUGAGGUCUUCAGUGCUUUAAUGCCCCUGGGGCGGCGGCCCUUCAUUAGAGGUUCCCCCGUCUGUGAACCAGACCGCCUCUAGGAAUUGGAGACAUAGCUCAGCUGGUAAAAUGCUUCCCAUGUAAGCAUUUGGAUCUGAGUUUUCUCCCCAGAAUCCCUGUAAAACGGCUAGAUGUGGUGGUGUGCGCUUGGCAUCCCAGUGGAGAGGUAGAGAUAAGCAGAUCAGUGGGGUUCACUGGUCUGGAAGUCUAGCCUAAUGGUGAGUACCAGGCCAAGUAAGGAAUACUUUCUCAAGCAACGUGAUAAAUGGCAUGAGGAACAAAACCCAAGACUGGCCUCUGAUCUCCAUAAGCUCCAUACACAGGCACAUACGUGUGCAUGCACAUGUGCACACAUACAUAUAUACACACCGCCACCACCAAACGUAGCAGGAAAGCAAAAGGGAUAGGCUCAUGCAUUAACUUCCUCAGAUACCCACUUUUAAGAUAUGAGCACGGAGCAGGUAGCUACAGGAAUCAAAGGUCAAGGUUAGGAACGAGGCCUGGAAGUAAACUUGAGGGUGGACUUUUGGGAAAUGGGGCCACACAGAGAACCCUGCCUUUCCUUUUUCUUUCUUCCUUUGUCUUGCAUCUUUUGUGUCCACCCCAGCCCCCUCUUUGCUGGGCAAUAAAGGCAGGAUCUUCCACACGCCAAACACUGCUGCUGAGAUGCAUCUCCGGCUGCAGGUUUCUGCUCUGCCUUGUGUCUCCCAAGGGGUGUUUCACCAGGGUCUGAAAAAAGAUGUUCUUCCCUUGCUUCUGAGAACUGCCUCUUAGACAAUGAUGGAAGCCAGAGACAUAGUCAAGGCUCAGCCACCCUGUUCCUUCCAUUUUCUCCUGGGCACCAUCAUUGGGCAACUGGAAGCAGCAGCGAGCAGGCUGGGUGGGGAGACAGAACUAACAAUGCUCAAGAAUGCACUUGUAUCAGGUGCCAUUAUAAACACACUAUUGACUGACUCAGACGUGUCACAAAGAGCCAAAGGAGGUAGGUAUUGUUGUUAGCUCCCAUUGACGCAUUAAAGGAAUUGAAUCUCAG